This is a messenger RNA of Argentina anserina (silverweed cinquefoil), 2233 nucleotides long. RefSeq names its product molybdopterin biosynthesis protein CNX1. The transcript is spliced from 13 exons. The record is from RefSeq and is a predicted model, not a curated record. The coding region runs from base 76 to 2091 and encodes 671 amino acids. NCBI's taxonomy places the organism in Eukaryota, Viridiplantae, Streptophyta, Magnoliopsida, Rosales, Rosaceae. Gene Ontology annotation, biological process: molybdenum incorporation into molybdenum-molybdopterin complex; Mo-molybdopterin cofactor biosynthetic process. Gene Ontology annotation, cellular component: cytosol; cytoplasm. Gene Ontology annotation, molecular function: molybdopterin molybdotransferase activity.
UUUUUGUUGCUGUUGGAGAUGACUGUAUGCUAGAAAGAGCAACCAUUGCGGCCUGCGGGUGAAGGUUGAACACUGAUGGCCGGUGCUAAUCUCACUGACGCUACCACCAAGCCCACACUGCUCUCCGCCGACGAGGCUCUGCAAAUAGUCCUCAAAGUUGUCCAGCGCCUGCCACCUGUCACCGUGCCCCUCCGCGAUGCGCUCGGGAAGGUCUUGGCCGAGGACAUUCACGCCGGCGACCCCUUGCCUGCUUUCCCUGCUUCCGUCAAGGAUGGAUAUGCGGUGGUGGCUUCUGACGGACCUGGAGAGUAUCCUGUAGUUGCUGAGGCAAGAGCCGGUAGCGACGGAGUUGGCAUGUCUGUUACUCCUGGGACUGUGGCAUAUGUCACUACUGGAGGACCAAUACCUGAAGGUGCUGAUGCAGUUGUACAAGUUGAGGACACUGAACAAGUGCCAGUGCAUUCACAUGAAUUAAAACGAGUGAGAAUACUGGUACAGACAAGCAAAGGAGUAGAUAUUCGUCCAGUGGGAAGUGACAUUGAGAAAGGUGAUGCAGUUUUGACAUCUGGACAGAGAAUUGGUGCUUCAGAAAUUGGUUUACUUGCUACCGUUGGAAGGACAAUGGUGAAGGUAUGUCCCACACCGAAAAUCGGUGUGCUCUCUACAGGAGAUGAACUUGUAGAGCCAAUGACAGGUUGUCUGAGUCGCGGCCAGAUCAGGGACUCCAACCGUGCUAUGAUUAUGGCUGCUUCACUACAGCAUCACUGUGAAGUUAGUGAUUUCGGCAUAAUUAGAGAUGAUGAAGAAGGACUUGGAAAGAUCAUGGAUACCGUCAUUUCUGCUGGAAUUGACAUUCUUCUUACCUCUGGAGGUGUUUCUAUGGGAGAUAAGGACUUUGUGAAACCACUGUUCCAAAAGAGGGGGACAGUGCAUUUUAGUAAGGUAUGGAUGAAACCAGGGAAACCUUUGACUUUCGCGGAGAUCAAUUCUAAACCAGCAGACAAUAUGAAAAUGAGAAAACUUUUUGCUUUUGGGCUUCCUGGAAAUCCAGUUAGCUGUCUUGUCUGCUUCCAUCUAUUUGUAGUACCAACCAUCCGCUUUCUUGCUGGAUGGGCUGACCCUUAUCCUUUCAGAGUGCAGGCUUGCCUACUCCAGCCUAUAAAGACAGAUCCAGUCCGUCCAGAAUUCCAUUCUGCUAUUGUCAGAUGGGAUUUAAGUAAGGGAUUAGGUAAUCCUGGCUUUGUUGCUGAGAGUACUGGCUUCCAGAGAAGCAGUCGGAUUUUAAGUAUGAAAUCUGCUAAUGCGUUGUUGGAGUUGCCAGCCACAGGGAGUAUAAUCACCGCAGGGACUUCUGUGUCAGCCAUCAUUAUUUCUGAUAUAAGUAAUGCUCCUAUUGGUAAAACUUCCUCAUCCCUGGGUCCAGCUUCUCAUAUAGAAAGAUUUAUGUCAAAAGAAACAUCCACAGCUGAGACGCACAAUGCUGAAGUUAGAGUAGCUAUUCUUACUGUGAGUGACACCGUUGCAUCGGGGGCUGGCCCAGAUAGGAGUGGUCCGAGGGCCGUGUCUGUUGUGAGUUCUUUUUCAGAACGGUUGGGAGGAGCCAAGGUUGUUUCAACAGCUGUGGUACCCGAUGAUGUAAGAAAAAUUAAGGAUGUUCUGCAGAGAUGGAGUGACAUUGAGAAUAUGGAUCUCAUCCUCACCCUUGGUGGUACUGGAUUUACCCCACGAGAUGUAACCCCAGAAGCAACUAAAGAGUUGAUUGAGAAAGAAACACCUGGUCUACUUCUUGUCAUGAUGCAGGAGAGUUUAAAGGUGACACCAUUUGCUGUACUCUCUCGUGCUGCAGCAGGAAUAAGAGGGUCAACAUUGAUCAUUAACAUGCCGGGGAAUCCAAAUGCCGUUGCUGAGUGCAUGGAGGCAUUGUUGCCUUCCCUCAAGCAUGGAUUAAAGCAGAUAAAGGGCGAUAAGAGAGAAAAACAUCCUCGACAUGUGCCUCAUGCGCAAGCAGCGCCCGUAGAUACAUGGGAACAAAGUUAUAAGGUGGCCGCUGGUAGUGGUGAAGACUCGUCUGGUUGUUCUUGUUGCCAUUGAAUUGGAGGACUAAAAGUCAUACAUGCAAUUCAUGAAGUCAUACAUGUAACAGUGUAUUGAUAUUGUACAUCUUAAUUUAUAUAAUAACUAAGCACUCACAGUUUCUACAUCCCCAAAUGAAGAUCACAAUCUCUAACUCACA